Ogataea polymorpha is the source of this 1041-nucleotide messenger RNA. RefSeq lists its product as uncharacterized. The record is from RefSeq and is a predicted model, not a curated record. Gene Ontology annotation, cellular component: cortical endoplasmic reticulum; Golgi apparatus. The transcript has a single exon. NCBI's taxonomy places the organism in Eukaryota, Fungi, Ascomycota, Pichiomycetes, Pichiales, Pichiaceae. Gene Ontology annotation, biological process: sphingolipid metabolic process; regulation of plasma membrane sterol distribution; intracellular sterol transport. Bases 1 to 1041 code for a protein of 346 amino acids.
AUGAUUUGUGUGGAGUGCUCUACACCCAUUCAGACUCUUUAUGAGAAAUAUAAGGGAGACCACAUUCGACUGACGAUAUGUUCCAACUGUCACAAGGUUGCGGACCGAUAUAUCGAAUUUGAUAAGGUGCUGUUAUUUAUCGAUCUCAUGCUUUUGAAACCUCAGGCCUACAGACACACGAUCUACAACCAAUCGCUCAACUACGGGGCAGAUAUUGAAGAUGGAAAAAGAGAAUUGCAACACGAGAAACGAACGUUCUUCCAACGACAUGGCCCAUUCUUGCGCCUCUUGGUGCUCAUGCUUCUAUUCGAGGUCUACUUGACAUGGGCCUACGAGGAAAAGAAUUAUUUGGAGAAUGUAUACAGAACAUCAUUGAUCAAUCAGAUUGUUUUGGAAUUACCAAGAAUCAUGUCACAGUAUUUGUUCUUUUUAACAAAGGCGGUUCUCGAUACCGUCGUUCUGCAUUUGUCGCUUCAAUUCUUCACCUACAGAGUCCUUGAAUUUGGAUACCCAAUUACAGUCGAAUUUGAAAAUAAUGCGUCUCUGUCGUCUUGCAAAGCUUUGUCUCCGACCGACUUGCCCCAAUUAACAAGGUCCGUAUCCUCCUCUUCGUCUACAUCAUCAUGCCCCGCAAACAUUCAAAGAGUCCACUUCUCCAGGGAUUAUUUCAUUAGCAUCAUUUCCUCAACAAUUCUUCUUUCCAACCUUAUCAAGCUCUUCCCGAUUGUGAUGCUUAUUUGGCCAUACGAUAUAUUUAUCCUCAACAUCACAGCAAACACGGUCCAGAUCAUACACCUUGUCAUCCUUAUUGAAGCUAUCCACAUCGUAUUACUACAAAAUCCAAACAACCACUAUUGGAAAAUCUCCCUGGUCGUCUUUACUAGCCAUGUCAUCAAGCUCGUUGUCACCAGACUUUUGAUUAUGUCAGUCUUCCGCCUCAUGUACCACCUACCAUUCAAGACCCUUAUACUGGAUGAAAUACAUCAACUCCAAUUGAAGCUGGAGCUAGUGACUGAAUUGUUCAAAUAUCUUGGUCUUUGA